CACACACUGGACCCGGGUGUGCUGGGGAGAAAACAUGUCACCUCGAAGAGGAUUUAGAUUUUAUUUUUUUUAUUGAAUUAAAGAGUUACUAAUGUCCUUUCAUCCAAGUUCACAAAUAGGGACGGCUAAAGGUUCUUGCACAGCAGCCCAUCAUUUGAUAAAAUAAGAAGAUAAGAUGGUCUGUAGAGUUGAGGAACGACAAAUGCAUUUACAUGUAUUAAUAACAAUGGCAUUUAAUCUUAAUGUAGGUUUUGCAUGACUUGUUCAUCAUACUGCUGGCUCUGUCUUUUUAAUAUACACAAUAAUGGCCGAAAUGCUGCAAACUUAAACAUGUAUAGCAGUUAUACAUCAUAUCAGUAUAUAUGGGGACAUGUAAAUAUACACACACUUUAAUAAUAACCAUGCAUUCAUGUAUUGGGGAAGAACAACUGUGUCACCUCACAGCACACACAAAUCAUAAUAUGAUCCUGUGAUUUACAGCAAUAAUUCUAUAUUACAAACAAGUAAUAAUAGUGUCGUGUAAUACAGUCAAAUAUUAGUAACACUACUAAGAACAUAUUUCAAUAAUCGCAUAUACGAUUUUAUCAAUCUUAUUGUUGAUGAUGUGAUAUGAUAUGAUAAUAAGAAGUAUUUAUCUAGUUUUCAAUGCGUUAAAUCGUUUUCAUUUUUUGACACACAUCUCCCUGGCUUUCUUCCCUGCAGAAAUGAGCCUGAUAAAUAGAUAACCACGGAGGAUCAGGGUGCACUAGAGGUGUAACAUACUUACACAACGCGUCAUGAUUGCCACCCUUGCAAAUAAGCAGCGGUGGCAUCGGAAAUGGACUGUACCAAAUAAACACGGUGGCACAGCCAGCCAGAUCCUUGGCAGGCACGUGGCCUUUAAACAUCUUUAGAACGUUUUUUCUCGACUUAUAACGAGUAGGAUUACACCCCGCGUGCUUCCACGCUGUGCAUUCAACACGCGACGCCGCUGCCUGACGCUUCGCACCUCUCUCUCCUCUUUGGGUUCCCCCUCCGCUGCGAGCCGGUGUCUCAGCGUAUGGUAGAGACUUCCAUCCUGUCUGGUCCCCCGGUUCUCUCUCUCUCUCUCUCUCUCUCUUUUUUUUUCUGGAGAGAAGAAGUUGGCGAAGGGAUGCGACUGCGAUGAUGGCGCUGCAGCUGGGGAACGGGGAUGCGGCGUACUACCAGAGCGCGGAUUACUGCAGAAAUUACACCUCGCCGCCUGUCAGCUACUGUGAAAGCAGCCAUUAUCUCGCCCGUUUGCCAGAAACAGAGACCAUGUUGAAACCUCCCCUGAGUCUCUUCAGCCAUCUCCAGCAACCUUUCCACCACAUCGACUCUCUGCACCACCUGGGACCUCCGCCGAUGGCGCCUACGCAGCCUCUCGGCCCGCCGCCUCUUGCCCCCGCUCAGGCGAUUGGGCCCCCGAUGAUGGUUCCUACCCAGACUCUCGGCCCUCCCCACAUGCCUGCUUCUCACGCAUUAAGACAUCCUCAGAUUGCUCCGCCGCACAGCUUAGGACCCCCUCCGAUGGCCCGAGCUCAGCCACUGGGUCCUCCACCUAUGGCGCACACCUUGGGUCCCCCACCUGUAGAUCACACACAAGCAAUAGUGCCUCCCACCAUGGACCUCAUACAACAGUUGGGUCCUCCACCUCUGAGUUCUGCACAAUCCCUGGUACCCCCACCUGGAAUCUGCCGAUUUCCCCUCCCUCCGAGGCCCUUGUCCUCCCCUUCUGCUCCCUGCCCAGAUACUUCACACCUGCCCCCAAUGCCUCCUAGACCGGCCAUCAUCCCGGCCUCCAUGUCCUGCCUCCUCCCCGUCCCGCUCACUGGUCAGGGCGCCCCGGCCAGCGAGCGACCGCAGGAUGAGGGUUCUCAUCCUGGGACGGAGGAGCAGGAAGACUCCGCGGGGUUGGGCGAGCUGUGUAAACCCCUGUACUGUAAACUCUGCAACGUUACUCUCAACUCUGCUCAGCAGGCACAGGCUCACUACCAGGGAAAGAACCACAGCAAAAAGCUUAGAAAUUUCUACGCUGGCAAUCAGCAGCUUCCAGCCAUCAGGAACCCAGAGGUCCUCGAGGCGACCGGCCAGACGUCCCUCUGCUCAGGAUCAAACGACAGUGACGCAGGCAGGCAGGCGCAGUAUAAGGGGGCGACCCGGGUUAUCUUGGCCACAGAAAAUGACUAUUGUAAGCUGUGCGAUGCCUCGUUCAGUUCGCUGGCCGUUGCACAGGCCCAUUACCAGGGAAAGAACCAUGCCAAGAAACUACGGCUCGCUGAGGCCCAACAGAACUCUAGUACCGUGGAGGGCAGCAAUGAAACAGCCCCAAGAAGAAACAGGAACGAUGGCAGUGAAUACAGACUGGUGAAAAACCGCCGCAGUCCACAGAUACCUGCUUGCAUGCCAGGACCGUACUACAACCCCAGGCCGAGGCAGCGCAUUCCCAGGGACCUGGCCAUGUGUGUGACCCCCAGCGGACAGUUCUACUGCUCCAUGUGCAACUGCGGGGCCGAGCAGGAGACGGACUUCAGGCAGCAUCUGGAGAGCAAGCAGCACAAAGCAAAAGUGUCCGAGUUAAGAUACCGCCACGAGAUGGAGCACCUCGGCUACAGCUAAGAGAACAAGAGGGGAGGAGGGGGAGAGAUCAAACAGAGAUUACGGUAGAACAGAAUGUGUGGAGAGACAAAGCGCAGAAAAUCUAAUACCAAGCUAUGGUUGAAGGGCAUAUUUAGCAGAGGGAUUAGCCCAAAUUACCUCAAGAUUUUGUUGUAAUUCAUUGGAUAUACGCUUAAACAUUUAAAUCCUAAUAUUUGACAUAAUGCUCUAAUCGGAUUCGAUGGAUUUAUUUCAUUUGGGUAUUGUUCUUAAAAUUCAGUCUGGAUAUUGAAGCAGAUUGCAACAAGAGAACAGAGAACAGGACUAUUAGGCAAGUAAGCACUUUUUGAGUAAAAAAAGUAUUUAUUUUUACCUUUACAUUUACCUUUUUGACCCACUCCAUGGGUUGUGUUCUGACUAAUGGUAGAAGUAAAUAAAGAUGAAUUGCAUGUAUUUCUUAAGCUUGUUAAGGCUGCAGGGAGAUGACUAGUGGUGCACGGAGGGAGAAAAACACUUUACACAUCAAGAGAGAAUGCAAAAAAGUGAAAAAAAUAUUGGUUGGUAUGAAUAAAAGGUAGAAUAGAAGCAAACACUUGAAGCCGGAACAAUUCAUCCUCUAGAAACAGAAUCAGUGACAACUAAGUUUGAGACCUGUUUCAACUCUUACGUUCAGUUUGAAUGAGCCCUGCAGGGUUGUUUUUUUCUACAGGCCCUACAGAAGGAGUUCAGGGCCACUUACUGUAGUGGUCACGGAGCCACAUAUUCAACAUCGUUCUAACCUUAAACAGGUCAGGAAAUCCAAAGCGCUGUUUGCAAAGUUAAAAAAACAAAGCACAACAAACCAAAUCAUCCGGUCAGUGCUCAUUAAUCCGUUUGGUGUGUAUGUGGCUGGAGGCUACACCCUGGCUGGCCUUCUUUGUGCCUUUGGUGAGAAUUAGGCUAAAGAAUAAACUUUGGCUAGCCAUUUUGACACAAUAGUGGAAAAUAAUCCGCAGUAUUUCUAGAUUUUGUGCCACCUCUUGUCUUGUGAUCACAAAUCACAGAUGUUGUGUAAAUAUUCUCACUUAAAUAUCAAUGUAAAUAUAGGAAAAUAUACAUGAAUACUAUGGAUCAUUUGGUUUUUGUUAGCCUAGCCUAUAUUGUUAAUACUUUAAUCUAUUUAAUAAUGAUCAGGAAUCUUGUAUAAACUGUGCACUGUGCGUCUGAAUGUCUACCCAGCAGCACUACACGUUGUAUGUGUGGACUUUACUGUUGGCCACCACUUCGACCGUCCACUUGAUCAACGGUAAAGUCCUCUGGUAUCAUCCGCCCAGUUACAAGCUGCUAGUCUCAUCCUUUGACGGCGCUGUAGGACCACGUGACGGAGGGCGCAGCCUAAAUCUUUGUCUUCCCAACACACCCAAACUGGCACUGUGGUGAGAGGAAAUGUGCAAUCUAACUAAUUUGAAAAUUGCAUAAAACAGUGUGCAGAGCCUCGUGAUUGUUCCUGGUUGUGCGACGUAUAAUUUAAUUCUCACAAUCAAUCUCGAUUCCCACAGGACACAUAACCGGGUUUUACCACAGUGUUAAGGAGGACAGACAGUUCAGGACAGAUCUUUUUUUAGUGUUGUUAUUUUGUUUUUUCACCCUGUAUGACCCAGGUACAGCUGUUUAUCAGUUUGAAGCCCAUCCCCAAAAGAUCAGUUAUGUAAUCAGAACCAAAUUAGAUUUUCUGUUUUUAGCUUAUUUGAUUAUCUGUUCCAGUUCAGUGCGACUGAUCUGAAUAUCGUGCAAUUACAUAAAUGUCUAAAGAAUACAGUGACUACAAUACAACUCCUGCCCUUUAAAACAUAUUUCUCAAUGUGUGUGGCUUUAAUCCUUUAAAAACAAAAAAACAAAUUGUCCGUGCCUCAAAAGUCAUUUUAUGUAGCGGUUGAAGGGUUUUCCCAUUUAGAUUCUUAUAUAUAGAGGGAGAUCUGUUAUUCAGAAGAGAAAAAACCCGUCCUUUUUCAAUUCCAAUUUGGUUUUCCAUAUUUGUAUGCAGUGCGCGCACACACACACACACACACACACACA
Molecule: messenger RNA, 4653 nt
Organism: Gasterosteus aculeatus aculeatus (three-spined stickleback)
Lineage: Eukaryota; Metazoa; Chordata; Actinopteri; Perciformes; Gasterosteidae
Gene: zmat3
Product: zinc finger, matrin-type 3
Molecular function (GO): zinc ion binding; nucleic acid binding
Source: RefSeq, a predicted model, not a curated record